GUCCGAUUCACUUGUGAACAGGCGGACCUGUACCCUCGAAGUAACGACGACGAUGCUCAAUCGAUUGUUGGUGAGAAUCUGCGGACGCCGUUGGUCGAACUUCUGGUAAACCAGGAGGGCCUAUUGAAUCCACAAGAUGCUACUGAGGCGGGACAAAACGAAAGCCUCUUCCACAUAGGAUCCGCCACGAUAAAGGAACUUCUCAAGUCCACUCAGAAGAGAGACCUCGGCAACUGGUGUCUGCGUGAGAAGUUGACGAAGGACCAGUUCAUUCAAAGAGCAUUCGAGCUUUUGUUUGAAUUCCCGUACGUGGAAGUUUUCAAACAAAGAAGGAACAACGGUGAGCUGGUGGUUCUUCACAAAAAUGUCGACUGCAGGCUGCCCUCGAGUUACAAUAGUCAGUCCUCCUGGAUGCACACCAGCGAUCUUGGUUUUCGCGCCUAUCUGCACACUAUAUCGGAUAAGAUUGCCUCCUGGACGAAGGAGCAGGAGGCCUUCUACCAGGCCACAUUACUCAGCAACGAAAUCAAGAUGGCGACUCAGGAGACUAUUGAAACGCCAAAAUCUGCAUCUACGCAAAAAGGACAGAAGGUUCGAACAAAGACCAAGACUAAUAAAAAGGGUAGAAAUUCGAUUUCGAAGGGCGAAGCUCCUUUGGAGACAGUGGCAGAAAAGGAGAUUUUUGACGAAAAUGGCGAGUAUAUCGUCAAGGGAUCAUUGAAGGAUGAACUGAGGAAAAAGGUAAUUCCAGUCAGUUGUAAAGCGCACCUCUUUAGCUCAGCAGUAGAAAUAAUUUAA
Dibothriocephalus latus is the source of this 798-nucleotide messenger RNA. The record is from the annotation of a GenBank genome assembly. Lineage: Eukaryota; Metazoa; Platyhelminthes; Cestoda; Diphyllobothriidea; Diphyllobothriidae.